AUGACAAGCUACAAGCCUUUGGGCUCUGCGGAUUCCAACUACUCGCAGCCAUCGUCGGAGCUGUCGCUGGACGAAGACAAGGAAGCGCUGCGCCGAGAGAAAGAAGCGCAGGCUAUCUCACAGCUCGACAAGGCAAGGUCAAAGCCAGUGGCCUUUGCGGUUCGGACCAAUGUCGCGUACGAUGGAACACUGGACGACGACUCGCCUGUGCACGGCAGCGCCAUCUCCUUCGAGGUGCGCGACUUCCUCCACAUCAAGGAGAAGUACGACAACAACUGGUGGAUCGGGCGGCUCGUGAAGGAGGGCUCCGACAUCGGGUUCAUCCCGUCGCCGGUGAAGCUGGAGACGGUGCGCGCGGGGCUAGCGCGCGGCCGCUACCGUCCGCCAUCCGCCGCGCCCGCCGCGCUUCCCAGCCGAGGUAGCACUCCCCCCACGCCCGGUGAAGACUCAGACUCGGGCAGGGGAAGAGGGGCGGGGGCGUUACCAGCUGGCAAAGAGAAGAGGAAGCCCUUCUUCAAGAAACAGGAGGCGUGCAGUCCGUAUGACGUGGUGCCUUCAAUGCGACCUGUGGUGCUAGUGGGGCCUUCGCUCAAGGGCUACGAGGUCACAGAUAUGAUGCAGAAAGCGCUCUUUGAUUUUCUUAAGAGGCGUUUUGAGGGCAGGAUAAUAAUAACUCGUGUGAUGGCGGAUAUAUCACUCGCGAAGCGUUCGCUGCUCAACAAUCCGUCGAAGCGGGCCAUAAUGGAGCGCUCCAACUCGCGCUCCACUUGCCUAGCCGAGGUCCAGGCGGAAAUCGAAAGGAUAUUCGAGUUGGCGCGAACGCUACAGCUCGUGGUGCUUGACUGCGACACCAUCAACCAUCCUUCACAGCUCGCGAAGACUUCUCUCGCGCCUACCAUAGUGUACUUGAAGAUAUCGAGUCCCAAGGUGCUACAGCGGUUGAUAAAAUCGCGCGGUAAAGGGCAAAGCAAGAACCUGUCAGUGCAGAUGGUGGCGGCGGAGAAGUUGGCACAGUGUCCGCCCGACAUGUUCGACGUCAUCCUUGACGAGAACCAGCUCGAGGAUGCCUGCGAACAUAUUGCGGAAUACCUCGAGGCAUACUGGAGCGCGACGCACCCGCCGACGGUGGCGCCGGCACCGCGCGCCGCCGUACACCCGCACCACGCGCCGCACCACGCGCACCACGCGCACCACGCGCAGCCUGGAGGCAGGUCGCGGGCGGUACGGCCCGAGCGGUUAGAGGAAGAAUAUUACCCACGGGAUCAGUAUCAGCGGUAUCCGCGAGAGCACUACCAGCGAGAAUAUCACGAGGGCUACUCGCACGAGUACCCACCGCCGGACGCGUACGAUCGCGAAGCGUACGGGCACGAUUAUACGCGUGACGCAUACGCGAGGGAGGAUUAUGGACGAGAGUAUGCUAGGGAGGGGUACCCGAGAGAGGAAAGGCCUCCUCGAAGCCGAGACCGAGAUGCGCCGGACGAUUACGGGCCGUCGAGGCGAGCACUCAACGCCGUGUAG
Messenger RNA from Parnassius apollo (apollo), 1518 nucleotides. The record is from the annotation of a GenBank genome assembly. NCBI's taxonomy places the organism in Eukaryota, Metazoa, Arthropoda, Insecta, Lepidoptera, Papilionidae.